Molecule: messenger RNA, 843 nt
Organism: Fomitopsis serialis
Lineage: Eukaryota; Fungi; Basidiomycota; Agaricomycetes; Polyporales; Fomitopsidaceae
Product: copper homeostasis CutC domain-containing protein
Exons: 7
Molecular function (GO): copper ion binding
Source: RefSeq, a predicted model, not a curated record
AGCAGUACUGAUGUCAGGUUGCUGCUGGAGGUGUGCAUAGAUUCGGUGGAUUCAGCCGUCGCGGCCGUCGCAGGCGGCGCCGACCGCCUCGAGCUCUGCGGUACUCUCGCGGCAGGAGGGGGUGUCAGUCCCAGCUUGGGCCUAUUCAGAGCGGUCAAAAAAGCCGUUCCUCAGAUAUCGAUCAUGGUGAUGAUCCGUCCACGGACGGGAGAUUUUGUAUACUCUUCAGAUGAGCUAGAAGUCAUGACGGAAGACAUUCGUGUCUUCAAGGGGGCCGGUGCGGCCGGGGUCGUCUUUGGCAUUCUAACCCGCGAGGGAGAUAUUGACGUUCGCCGCAGCACACUACUGGCAAACGAAGCCCAGCCAUUGGAGAUAUGUUUUCAUAGGGCAUUUGAUAUGACUAGAGACAUUCAGAAAGCAUUCGAAGACGCGCGCAAGAUCCCACACAUCAGUCGUGUACUCACAAGCGGCCACGAACCGAAAUGCACUUCGCCCGCAGCGCUUGCCAACCUUUCCUCCCUCUUCCGCGCCAUGCACGAGGACGAGCCGCAGCAUCAACCCCACACGCUGUACCGAUUCAACAUCCUUCCCGGGUCGGGCGUGUCGCCGCAUACAGUUCGGAGCGUUCUUCUAGAAUUGCUCCCUCUGGGGCUGAAUCAAAUACACAUGAGCGGAGGCCGAUGGGUACCGGGUGAGGCGCAGUAUCGCAAAGAUGGAAUGGGGAUGGGUGUCGGCGAAGGCGAGUGGGCGGUGUGGCGUACGAAUGAGGAGUAUGUGAGGGAGGUUGUGGAGAUCAUCUCGGCGACUUGUAGAGAAUUCGUGCAGCAGCGGACACAAGGUUGA